AUGACCACCCACCCAGCCCAUCACCCAGAGCCAUCCACUCCCUCCCUGCCAACCCUCAUCUUCAUUCCCGGGGCCUGGCACCUCCCCGCCUGCUACGGUCCCAUCAUCCAUCUCCUGUCUACCAAGCACAACUUUCGCUGUGUCCCCAUCACGCUCCCUUCCACCCAGGGCGACCCCUGCGCGACCUUCAAAGACGACCUCGAUGCCACACGGGUCGCCAUCGCCGCCGAAACUUCUGCGGGAAAGGAUGUCGUCCUCAUCGCCCACUCAUACGGCGGGAUGGUCGCGAACAGCGCCAUAAAAGGCUUCGCUAAGAGAGAUGGCCGAGACCACCGUCCACCUGCAGCAGCAGCAGAAGCAUAUCCAGCAGCGUCACCAAAUGCUACAGGACCGCCAGCCGGACCAGGCCACAUCACCGGUCUGAUCCUCAUCGCCUCGGGCUUCACCCUCUCGGGUCUGACAUUCAUGGCGCCCCUCUUCAACCGUCCCCCGCCGGCUUGGAAGGCCAAUUGGUCAACCGGCUUCGCCGACCUCGCCCUGUCGCCCCAGGCACUCUUCUACCACGACCUCGCCACCUCCGAAGAGCAGGACUACUGGGCCAGCCAACUCACGCCACAGUCACUGAAAGCUCUCUUUGAGGGCGCUGAGCACAGCUACGCGGGAUGGCGGGAUUUGGAUCUGGCGUGGUAUGUCGGGACAGAAGCAGACAAGGGGCUCCCAGCAUGGGUGCAGAGGUUUGGGGUGGGUGUGGCGAGGGGCAUGGGACCUACAAAGGUGAGGCAUGUGGAAUUGAUCGGGAGCAGUCAUAGUCCGUUUUUGAGUCGGCCGGGGGAGGUGACUGAGUUGGUGAUGGAGGCGGUGGGAAGCUUUGGUUUUGCUGUUGAUACAGAUGAUGCGAAGGAGACUGCAGCGGUCGCUGUUCGGACCGAAUUGGUGGUCUGGCCUGCAUGUCGGUUGUGGGAGCCGACGACGUGGUUCAAGUUUGGUGUUCCAUUGACGCUGGGAAGGGUGGUAGGAUGGGCGACUGCUGGGUUUCUGUGGAUGAGAGGUGGGUGGUGA
Messenger RNA from Cyphellophora attinorum, 1059 nucleotides. RefSeq lists its product as uncharacterized. The coding region runs from base 1 to 1059 and encodes 352 amino acids. Lineage: Eukaryota; Fungi; Ascomycota; Eurotiomycetes; Chaetothyriales; Cyphellophoraceae. The record is from RefSeq and is a predicted model, not a curated record. The transcript has a single exon.